CAAGUCGCUGAUUAAAUGGCAAAGGAAAUAUUGGCAAAGGAAUCAAACGUGCAGGAAGUAAAAUGUCCGGUCACGGUAUGCGGCGACGUGCAUGGCCAGUUUCACGACUUGAUGGAACUUUUUCGGAUAGGCGGACGAUCGCCGGAUACCAACUAUCUGUUCAUGGGCGAUUAUGUUGAUCGUGGCUACUAUUCAGUGGAGACAGUGACGUUACUGGUUGCGCUCAAGGUUCGGUUCCGAGAGAGAAUUACAAUCCUGCGUGGCAACCACGAAUCCCGCCAGAUCACACAGGUGUACGGCUUCUACGAUGAGUGCUUACGAAAGUAUGGCAACCCGAACGUUUGGAAGUACUUUACCGAUUUGUUCGAUUAUCUCCCGCUCACGGCCCUGGUCGAUGGUCAAAUUUUCUGUUUGCAUGGUGGUCUAAGUCCUUCGAUUGAUACUCUAGAUCACAUCCGGGCCUUGGACAGACUACAGGAAGUACCACACGAAGGGCCUAUGUGCGAUCUGCUGUGGUCCGAUCCGGACGACCGAGGUGGCUGGGGAAUCUCGCCACGUGGUGCUGGUUACACUUUUGGUCAGGAUAUAUCAGAGCUAUUCAAUCAUUCGAACGGGUUGACGUUGGUUUCCCGGGCGCAUCAACUGGUCAUGGAAGGUUACAACUGGUGCCACGAUCGCAACGUUGUUACAAUAUUCUCCGCACCAAACUACUGUUAUCGAUGCGGUAAUCAGGCAGCAUUAAUGGAAUUAGACGAUUCACUGAAGUUUUCAUUCCUACAAUUUGAUCCAGCUCCACGUCGCGGUGAACCACACGUGACUAGAAGAACACCCGACUAUUUCCUUUAAGAAUAUCAUAACGAAUAUUGUAAUACACACUACAAAUUAAACAAAAGUAAUAUACCUAAUAAUAAAAAUAUAAAUAAUAAUUAUAAGAAAAUAUUAUUAUUUAAUACAAAAAAAAAGGAUAAAAGCCGUAAAAGUGUUAAACUUGCAAGAAGCAGAAAAUCCGUUAGCAAGCGGAAAGAAAAAGGAGAAGGCAAAGGAAGAACACGUAGAUCGUAUUCAAUACACACUCACGUUUGCAGUGAGACGGGGAGCUACUUAGUCAGAGCAAGAAAUAAAGGAAAUAAGAAAUAACCAGCUGAAUCUUGCGAGCCAACAUACUAAGAAACAUUAAGCUACUGACACACGGAAAUCCAGAACUAAGCCUGAAAUAACUUCACCUCACACCCAACACACAGUUGAACAGAAAACACAUUUCGCUAAUCGUAUAAAGAGCACGCAUCAUCCAUCCAUCCCGUACACACCCACUUGUUGUUGUUGGAGCGAAAAUAGUGGAUGUUAUAUUGAAAGUCCAACGGAGACAAAACGCAUAUACUCAUCUUUAGCCGGGAAAUUCUAGCCAGGAUCUAAACAAAUUUACUCGGUGUCCUUUUUUAGUCACGCCUUUUACACUCUUAACCAAAUUCCACGGUGAAACAAAUAACGAUAACCCGCAGAGAAAUCCAGUCUGAGAAUACCGCGCAGCAUGAUGAAACAAAUAAAAAGGGAUCCAAAUCUUUUUCUCAUCAUGAUAAACACUCAUUUGAAAUGCACCCCGCGCGCGCACAUUCAUCCAUACAUCUGCAAAAAUUGUAAUAAUAUCGCCACUGUUAACUCGUGUAAUUUUCCGUGUUAUAUUUUUCUCUUUUGAUUUUAUACACUUUAUUUUUCUUUUAUGAAUCGUCGUCCUAUUCCGCGUAUCACUUCUUAGCCGUAACAAAUUAGAAAAUUGAAAUCAAGCAUGCAAAACCGCAGCAGCAGCAACAGCUGGAAUAACAAGUGAACUGCAAACUUCGCUGCUCCGAAUAAGUGAGAACAAAAAAGCGCAAUUUUCGAUAUGAUUGCAAAUUGCAAAAUGUGUCAUUUAUAUGAUUUUGAUUCAAGAUGCAAGAAUAAACUGUGCAAGAAAACAAAA
Uranotaenia lowii is the source of this 1957-nucleotide messenger RNA. It is a transcript of the gene mts, whose product is annotated as serine/threonine-protein phosphatase PP2A. The record is from RefSeq and is a predicted model, not a curated record. Gene Ontology annotation, cellular component: cytosol. Gene Ontology annotation, molecular function: protein serine/threonine phosphatase activity. Lineage: Eukaryota; Metazoa; Arthropoda; Insecta; Diptera; Culicidae. The coding region runs from base 16 to 846 and encodes 276 amino acids. The transcript is spliced from 5 exons. Gene Ontology annotation, biological process: mitotic cell cycle; peptidyl-serine dephosphorylation.